Molecule: messenger RNA, 4090 nt
Organism: Acanthaster planci (crown-of-thorns starfish)
Lineage: Eukaryota; Metazoa; Echinodermata; Asteroidea; Valvatida; Acanthasteridae
Biological process (GO): negative regulation of Wnt signaling pathway
Cellular component (GO): cytoplasm
Molecular function (GO): calcium ion binding
Source: RefSeq, a predicted model, not a curated record
GGACGUACGUACAUGUACGUAUGCGCGCAGCAUGCAUAGAAUGCUGUGGGAAUGUUGCUGUUCGUACACAAAUGAACGGGUUGUAUGCAGAAUCCUACGCACGCGAAACUGGAAGAUAGAUCCACUCAUCCACUGAACUUCAAAAUCGAAUUACUAUGACCUCGACACGGUGAAUUCUCACCAGAAGUAUCUGCGAGCAGUGCUGCAAUGGACAUCUUUGCUACCUGAUCGCUUGGUUUGAUAUUUUCGCGUAUGUCUGGCAGGUUUCACCACCACGCUAUCUUCUGCCCGUGCCAUGGGAAAGACGAACAGCAAGAGUAUUGGGUUCUCAACUCUAGGUUUCGCCAGUGCUAGCACUAAGCGGAGGGAAAACCCAGAAGGAGGGUAUGUCCUGAGUGGAUGUGUGAACAACCAGUUCCAGGAGUCAGACGAGUCGUUGUGGCACUCCAAGGUGGCUCUUCUAGGCUCCUCUGAUUCGUCCGAGAAGAGGACAGUUCAUCUGAACCCUAAACAGCCCACGUCAGAUGAUCCCCACCUGUGCCAGUGUAAUACAUCUCAUGUCCCUGUAGGAUUUGCCAAAGAUAAUUGCCACUUUGAAGUUGCCUUGCCGCCGGAGGUCACAGGCUCGGCGUGCAGUGUGAAGGUUGUGGCCGUGGAGAAGGGCGACGGCUUUGAUGAGGAGAAACCACCACUUUCCCCAACGAUGUCCUCAAACAGCGGCAAGGCAACAGUGGGGGCUGUCGAUUGCGAUGUUUCUUUGGACGGGGAGUCCGACCAACAAGAGUGGGCCUUCACCUUGUACGACUUUGACGGCCAUCGCAGGGUGACCCGAGAGGACUUGUCCAGUCUCCUCAAGACCAUCUCUGAAGCCCUGGCCUCCACCAUCACCUUGCCGGCCAGCGGGAGCAAGAAGCUUCGUGUCCGUCUCUCUGUCGGCUCAGAAGACUCGGGCGACCCCAAACCCUUCGGCGCCGGCGCCGAAAACAAAGAGAACAUGGCGCGGGAGGCUGCACCCACGGCCUGCCACGAUGGGACGGGGCCCGGGAAACCUCUACCCGACGCAGACCGGUUAACGUUGCCCACUGGAUACCAGCAACAGCAGCCGGUGAGGAGAGAGAAUGGCAUGCGAGCGCACAGACACCAGAGGAGGACGAUGUCGGCUAGCCAGGCAGAUUACCACCGAGUUGAUGACCGCAGUCCAAAUACAUGUACUAAGAGGCAGUACAAGCUAAGGAGACACCAAAGUGCCUUUGGUCAUGGAGGAGGCGAGGAGGUCAGACAGAGACUGCAUCCUAUCAGUAGCUCCUCAUCUCCGGUUAGAGAGCUGGAGAACAGAGAGCGGAGGAACUACUACGAAGAGCUGGCUGGAAUUGAGAACAACGGCAGUCGGCAGGAGGAGGAAACCAUCAUUCUGGCUCAGGAGAAAGAGGUGGAAUACCUGGCACAGCAACAGCUUCCCCUCCCCCACAGAACCCGGCACACCUCGGCCGAGAGGCUGCGAAGGGGGCACAGACAUUCCUCCAAAGGGGGUAAAGGGGGCCACCGGCGCUCGCGCUCCUACGACCUGGAUGCCAAGCCCCCGAUACAGGAGGGCGUGCUGAGCACGGAGGAGCACAAACUUAAAUGUGGGCUGCGGCAGCGGUACCACAAGGACUACCACAUGAUGCUGCUGGAGGCGUCGCGGGCCAAGCUGGAAGGUUUCCAACCCAUGUCCCCCCCGCCAGCGGUGGGCGACAUGGCCUCCCAAGCCCCCAUGAAGCUACCCACAUUCACCGCCGCCGAGUCUUCCCCACUGGCUGGGCUGGGCCCCUUUGCCCCACCCCUGCCACCGGCCAACCUGUGCCCUACCCAGCUGCAUUCGCCCGUGGCCCCCAGGGACCAGACCCCGGCCCUGACCAGCCCCAAGGUGCCCGCGCGGCGUCGUUCCCACAAGAAGCUGCUGAAGCCCGUCCUCCAGCCUUUCACGUACAUGCAGCACGAGAUAGCCAACGGCAUGGAGGGAGUGGUCUACGUUCCGGUGUCGCAGCACCAUGAGCAUCACCAUCACCACGAACAUCACCAUCACCACCACUAUCACCACUACCACAAAUGACUAGUCGUGGCAGCCCCAACCACAUGGUGCCGACUCUACUGCUGGGAGCUCACAUCAGAGAAAAAAAUCUGGAGGGUGUAAAAAAUGUUGGAAAAGCUGAUCAAAAGAAGGAUGGCAGUCUUCUUUGCGGCUGUCAAGUUCUACUUCAGUGUGGAGAAGCCACCACAUUGAAUUGCAUAAAAGUAUCUCUGGAGCUCUUCAAGUUGUGCCAAAUUUGGCACUUUGGAUUGGUCCGUUGGUUUCUCAGUGGAGCCAACUGGGGUUGAAAAUGCAUAGUUUCCAUAACCGUCUUGAACUGAAACUUUAAAAGAAAGAAUCUCGGACCAAUCUUGUUUGCAAGAUUGUACAUCAAGGUGACUUGCUAAGUUGUGGAUACCAAGCUUUCCAUCUAGAAACAUGAACGUCCAAUGUCACACUCGCGUCUGCACCAUCUGGAUGGGGCUGUAAUUAAGUAUUGUAUAGAUCUUUAAACAAGGUGCUUUUCCUAAAAGCACGAAAAAAGCAGGGUUUGCUAUUUUUAAGUCUAAAGUGAAGACAAGCUCAUGUCCUUUGUAAUAUACGUGUAUACUUUUACCUCUUUUCUGCAUUUAAUGUUAUUAAACAGUAAUAUUUUAAUCGUAUACUUAAUAUAUUACACUACAAUCCCCAACUGGAAAACACCAGAACGGAUUACGUGUACUGUCGAUUUUGUAAAUGGCAAGUUAAAAUGGUAAACUUUAACCACAGAAUUUGUAUAUUUAUCUGUUUACUGUGGUUACAGAUUGCAAGUCAUACUUGACGCUUUUUUAUCCCCAGUGCAACUUUUCAGAUGUGACAGUCUUUUGAAGCGAUGGUCACAUGACAAAUGCCGAAUGGUUCGCUCUGAAUCGGUUGUCCGUGUCUUUGGAUCCAAAGCUUGAGGCAUAUUGUUGACAAGGCUUUUCUCUCAAAGACAUCAUUGCUCCAAUCUAGGUAGAGUGACUUUGGAAAGUACCCAUGAUCACCAAGUGAAACAAAUAUGGGUGCAGGUCGGUUGGUGGACGUGACUUUUCUUUAUAUUCCCAACACCAAGUAUUUCUCCAGUUGUGUAGUAUUGGGAACAGGUUUUGAUUCGUCUAUUUGAUCUGGUUGUUCAUUUUGAGAACUUUUCUUUGAGUGUUUCGUACAAAGAAUUUUUUUAGUAAUAUUUGAUUUCUGUUCAAAUUUUGUUAUCUACGGAGUGUCUGAGCAUGGUAAGUGGACUCUAGUAGUAUUUAUUUCUUCCAGGUCUUCGGCAGACAUUGCAACAUUUCCUUUUGUGGUUUUAUUGAGGUAUGAUAAGUACUUUCGUUACAUUCUUUGUGUUAAUAGACAGUGGAGAAUGUUUUUAUACUUAAACAUUAUUUAAGGGUUCCCAUGGAAAAACUUGGUUACGUCAUGGAAGAACAGAAAUGUUCUGGAGAUGUUUUGUUAAACACCGAGCGUUGCUGGAUAAGCAGUUCAAAGGCCUUGAAAACAAUGCCUGGGAAAUCUUAUGGCAUUCCUAGAAUUGGGCAAGGAAUAAAGAAGGAAAUGUCCAGGACAUCUGGAGCAGUAGAAUUCAGUGGAAUGGAGAAAAAAUCGAUGGUGUCUGAAGGCCAUUUGCAUGAUUACUUAACUGAGAAAACUCUGAACAUUAGGGCACGUGAUGGAAGCAGUGAUUGUCAUCACGGGAAAGCGCAUCAUGUGACAAAAAGAACCUCAUCCGAAGUUCAUGCUUCCGGAGCUUAGAAUGUGAUGGAAUGAAAAACCAGCAUUCAGACAGAACCUCAGUCUCCCUGGUAUGCCUUUAUUCCUACUUGUAAACAAACUAACAGAGCAGUGUUGACCAGUGAAAUACCUGCGUUAUUCACUCCUAGACCCAAUUUUCUAAAGUACAUGUACUGCUUAGCAGGGAACCAGCCAACAGAAAUUCAGACUGCAUGACACUUGGGCUGGUAACCUGUUUUUCAAAAAAUAACAAAAAGAAAUGCCAUGUUCAGGUUUGCUUGGCUUUGAAAA